This is a messenger RNA of Marmota monax (woodchuck), 13786 nucleotides long. RefSeq names its product unc-80 homolog, NALCN channel complex subunit (gene Unc80). The transcript is spliced from 65 exons. Gene Ontology annotation, cellular component: axon; cation channel complex. Lineage: Eukaryota; Metazoa; Chordata; Mammalia; Rodentia; Sciuridae. The record is from RefSeq and is a predicted model, not a curated record. Gene Ontology annotation, biological process: monoatomic cation homeostasis. Bases 85 to 10095 code for a protein of 3336 amino acids. Gene Ontology annotation, molecular function: monoatomic cation channel activity.
GGGGAGCAGCGGGAGGAGGAGGAGGCGGCGGCUAGCGAGGAGCCGGCGCUGGGUCCUGCAGUAGGGCUCCCGGGAGCCACCAUCAUGGUGAAGAGGAAGAGCUCCGAGGGCCAGGAGCAGGACAGCGGCCGCGGCAUCCCGCUGCCCAUCCAGACCUUCCUGUGGCGCCAAACCAGUGCAUUUUUGAGGCCUAAACUGGGGAAGCAAUAUGAAGCUUCUUGUGUGUCCUUUGAACGAGUGUUGGUAGAAAACAAGCUGCAUGGCCUCUCUCCAGCCCUUUCUGAAGCCAUCCAGAGCAUUUCCAGAUGGGAACUGGUGCAAGCUGCUUUGCCUCAUGUUCUCCACUGUACCGCAACUCUGCUUUCCAACCGGAACAAGCUAGGCCACCAAGAUAAGCUCGGUGUCGCUGAGACCAAACUUCUUCACACCCUGCACUGGAUGCUCCUAGAGGCCCCCCAGGACUGCAACAGUGAGCGGUUUGGGGGUACAGACCGAGGCUCCAGCUGGGGUGGCAGCAGCAGCGCUUUCAUCCACCAGGUUGAAAACCAGGGUUCUCCAGGUCAGCCCUGCCAGAGCAGCUCCAAUGAUGAAGAGGAGAACAACCGGAGGAAGAUCUUCCAGAACUCCAUGGCUACUGUGGAGCUCUUUGUGUUUCUGUUUGCUCCUCUGGUACACAGGAUUAAGGAAUCUGACCUCACCUUCCGAUUGGCCAGUGGUCUUGUAAUAUGGCAGCCUAUGUGGGAGCACAGACAGCCGGAAGUCUCUGGCUUCACAGCAUUGGUAAAACCCAUUAGGAACAUCAUUACAGCCAAGAGAAGUUCUCCUAUAAACAGUCAAAGUCUGACCUGUGAAUCACCAAAUCAGGAGACAAGACACCGAGAGGGACUCCAGGUGGUCUGUGAAACUUUGCAGUCUGAUUCUAUCUCACCCAAGGCCACCAUUUCAGGCUGCCACCGAGGAAACUCCUUUGAUGGAAGCUUGUCCUCCCAAACUUCCCAGGAAAGAGGCCCAUCACAUUCCAGGGCCUCUCUGGUGAUACCUCCAUGCCAAAGAUCCCGCUAUGCCACCUACUUUGAUGUUGCUGUUCUCCGCUGCCUACUCCAGCCCCACUGGUCUGAAGAAGGCACCCAGUGGUCUCUGAUGUACUAUCUACAAAGGCUGCGGCAUAUGUUGGAAGAGAAACCAGAGAAGGCUCCAGAGCCAGAUAUUCCUCUCCUGCCCAGACCCAGGAGUAGCUCAAUGGUGGCGGCAGCACCCUCACUAGUGAACACUCACAAAACCCAAGAUCUCACCAUGAAGUGUAAUGAAGAAGAAAAAUCUCUUAGCCCUGAGGCCUUUUCCAAGGUUUCAUUGACCAAUCUGCGAAGGUCUGCAGUACCAGAUCUUUCUUCAGACCUGGGCAUGAACAUUUUUAAAAAGUUCAAGAGCCGUAAAGAAGACCGAGAGAGGAAAGGGUCCAUUCCAUUCCACCACACCGGGAAGAGGAGGCCCCGAAGAAUGGGUGUGCCAUUCCUGCUUCAUGAGGACCACCUGGAUGUGUCCCCCACUCGUAGCACAUUCUCCUUUGGAAGUUUCUCUGGGCUUGGAGAAGACAGGCGAGGCAUCGAAAAAGGAGGCUGGCCAACCACCAUUUUAGGGAAGCUGACGCGGCGGGGCAGUUCAGAUGCAGCUACUGAGAUGGAGAGCCUGAGCGCCAGGCACUCCCACUCCCACCACACUCUGGUGAGCGACCUGCCUGACCCCUCCAACAGCCACGGAGAAAACACAGUCAAGGAAGUGCGAUCCCAGAUCUCCACUAUCACAGUAGCAACCUUCAAUACCACAUUGGCAUCAUUCAACGUAGGCUACGCAGACUUUUUCAACGAGCAUAUGAGGAAGCUCUGCAACCAAGUGCCUAUCCCAGAGAUGCCUCACGAACCUCUGGCCUGUGCUAACCUGCCUCGCAGCCUCACAGACUCCUGCAUCAAUUACAGCUACCUGGAGGACACAGAGCAUAUCGAUGGGACCAACAACUUUGUCCACAAGAAUGGCAUGCUUGAUCUUUCCGUGGUUCUGAAGGCUGUUUAUCUUGUCCUUAACCAUGACAUCAGCUCUCGCAUCUGUGAUGUGGCACUAAACAUUGUGGAAUGCUUGCUUCAACUUGGUGUAGUACCAUGUGUAGAAAAGAACAGAAAGAAGAGUGAAAACAAGGAAAAUGAGACUGUGGAAAAGAGACCAAGUGAAGGAACUUUCCAGUUCAAAGGAGUAUCUGGAAGUUCUACCUGUGGAUUUGGGGGCCCUUCCAUUAGUGGAGCUGGAGAUGGUGGAGGAGAAGAAGGAGGAGGUGGUGAUGGAGGAGGUGGAGGAGGUGAUGGAGGAGGAGGUGGAGGAGGUGGAGGAGGCCCUUAUGAGAAGAAUGAUAAGAAUCAAGAGAAGGAUGAAAGUACACCUGUAAGCAACCAUAGGCUUGCUCUCACCAUGCUCAUCAAAAUAGUGAAGUCUUUGGGAUGUGCCUAUGGUUGCGGAGAAGGACACCGAGGGAUCUCCGGAGAUCGUCUGAGACACCAGGUAUUCCGAGAGAAUGCCCAGCACUGCCUCACUAAGCUAUACAAGCUAGAUAAGAUGCAAUUCCGACAAACCAUGAGGGACUAUGUGAACAAGGACUCUCUGAAUAAUGUAGUGGACUUCUUGCAUGCUUUGCUAGGAUUUUGUAUGGAGCCGGUCACUGACAACAAGGCUGGGUUUGGAAAUAACUUCACCACAGUGGACAACAAAUCCUCCGCCCAAAACGUGGAAGGCAUUAUCGUCAGUGCCAUGUUUAAAUCCCUCAUCACCCGCUGUGCCUCCACCACACACGAACUGCACAGUCCUGAGAAUCUGGGAUUAUAUUGUGACAUCCGUCAGCUGGUCCAGUUCAUCAAAGAAGCUCAUGGUAAUGUCUUCAGGAGAGUGGCUCUUAGUGCUUUGCUUGACAGUGCUGAGAAGUUAGCACCAGGGAAAAAAGUAGAAGAGAAUGAACAGGAACCUAAGCCUGCAGGCAGUAAAAGGUCAGAGGCGGGAAGCAUUGUGGAUAAAGGCCAGGUGUCCUCGGCCCCUGAGGAAUGUCGCAGUUUCAUGUCUGGUCGCCCCUCACAGACUCCAGAGCACGAUGAACAAAUGCAAGGGGGCAACCUGGGGCGGAAAGAUUUCUGGCGCAAGAUGUUCAAAUCCCAGAGUGCAGCAAGUGACACCAGCAGCCAGUCUGAGCAGGACACCUCGGAAUGCACCACUGCCCACUCAGGGAACACCUCAGACAGGCGCGCCCGCUCAAGGUCCCGCAGAAUUUCCCUCCGGAAGAAGCUUAAACUCCCCAUAGGUAAAAGAAACUGGCUGAAACGAUCCUCCCUCUCGGGCCUGGCAGAUGGUGUGGAGGACCUCCUGGACAUCAGCUCUGUGGACCGCCUGUCUUUCAUCAGGCAAAGCUCCAAGGUCAAAUUCACCAGUGCUGUAAAGCUUUCAGAAAGUGGGCCAGGAAGUGGAAUGGAAAAUGGAAGAGAAGAGGAGGAUAAUUUCUUCAAACGUCUUGGUUGCCAUAGUUUUGAUGACCAUCUUUCUCCCAACCAAGAUGGUGCAAAAAGCAAAAAUGUGGUGAAUCUUGGAGCAAUCCGACAAGGCAUGAGACGCUUCCAGUUUCUGUUAAACUGCUGUGAGCCAGGGACAAUACCUGAUGCAUCCAUCCUGGCAGCUGCUUUGGAUCUAGAAGCCCCUGUGGUGGCCCGAGCAGCCUUGUUCCUGGAAUGUGCCCGUUUUGUUCACCGCUGCAACAGGGGCAACUGGCCAGAGUGGAUGAAAGGGCACCAUGUGAACAUUACUAAGAAAGGCCUUUCCCGGGGACGGUCCCCCAUCGUGGGCAAUAAGAGGAACCAGAAGUUGCAGUGGAAUGCUGCCAAGCUCUUCUACCAGUGGGGAGACGCAAUUGGUGUCCGGUUGAAUGAGCUGUGUCAUGGGGAGAGUGAAAGCCCAGCCAACCUUCUAGGCCUCAUUUAUGAUGAGGAGACCAAGAGGAGACUGAGAAAGGAGGAUGAGGAGGAAGACUUUUUAGAUGACAGUAAGGAGACUCCCUUUACUACAAGAACCCCUGCUUGUACUGUGAACCCCUCUAAAUGUGGCUGCCCCUUUGCCUUGAAGAUGGCAGCUUGCCAGCUUCUCCUGGAGAUUACCACCUUCCUGAGAGAGACCUUUUCUUGCCUGCCCAGACCUCGUACUGAGCCACUGGGGGACUUGGAGAGCUGCAGACUUCGUCUGGAUCCUGAGUUGGACCGGCACAGAUAUGAAAGGAAGAUCAGCUUUGCAGGGGUCCUGGAUGAAAAUGAAGAUUCAAAAGAUUCUCUCCAUAGCAGCAGCCACACCCUCAAAUCAGACACAGGGGUGGAAGAGAAGAAAGUUCCCAGCAGGAAGAUCAGGAUAGGAGGUUCUCGCCUGCUCCAGAUUAAAGGAACCCGCAGUUUCCAGGUGAAGAAGGGGGGUUCCUUGUCCAGCAUUCGCCGAGUCGGCAGCUUAAAGAGCAGCAAGUUAUCACGUCAGGACUCAGAGUCUGAGGCUGAGGAGCUGCAGCUGUCCCAGAGCAGGGACACUGUCACUGACCUAGAAGGGAGUCCUUGGAGUGCAAGUGAGCCCAGCAUUGAGCCAGAGGGAAUGAGCACUGCUGGCACAGAGGAGAACUACCACAGGAACAUGUCCUGGCUUCACGUCAUGAUCUUGCUAUGCAAUCAACAGAGUUUCAUCUGCACGCAUGUGGACUACUGUCAUCCACACUGCUAUCUGCACCACAGCCGCUCCUGUGCCCGGCUAGUCAGGGCCAUUAAGCUGCUGUAUGGAGACAGCGUAGACUCCCUGCGGGAGAGCAGCAACACCAGCAAUGUGGCUCUGCGGGGCAAGAAACAGAAAGAGUGCUCAGAUAAGUCAUGCCUGAGGACACCUUCUCUGAAGAAGAGAGCUUCAGAUGCCAACCUGGAAGGAAAAAAGGAUUCUGGGAUGCUGAAAUACAUCAGACUUCAGGUGAUGAGCUUGUCGCCUGCCCCUUUAUCUCUUUUAAUCAAGGCAGCUCCAAUUCUGACAGAGGAGAUGUAUGGUGAUAUCCAGCCAGCAGCCUGGGAGCUCCUGCUCAGCAUGGAUGAGCACAUGGCAGGGGCAGCAGCUGCCAUGUUUCUGCUGUGUGCUGUGAAGGUUCCUGAAGCUGUGUCUGACAUGUUGAUGUCAGAGUUCCACCACCCAGAGACUGUGCAGAGACUGAAUGCUGUCCUCAAAUUCCACACGCUCUGGAGGUUUCGCUAUCAGGUCUGGCCCCGGAUGGAGGAGGGAGCACAGCAGAUUUUUAAGAUCCCGCCUCCCAGUAUCAACUUCACCCUGCCCUCCCCAGUGCUUGGAAUGCCAUCUGUCCCAAUGUUUGACCCUCCAUGGGUCCCUCAGUGCAGUGGGAGUGUCCAGGACCCCAUUAAUGAAGAUCAGUCUAAAUCCUUUUCUGCCAGGGCUGUCUCUCGCUCUCAUCAAAGAGCAGAACAUAUCUUAAAGAACUUGCAGCAGGAGGAAGAGAAGAAACGCCUGGGUCGAGAAGCCAGCCUCAUUACUGCCAUCCCCAUCACCCAGGAGGCUUGCUAUGAGCCCACCUGCACACCCAACUCAGAGCCGGAAGAAGAAGUAGAAGAAGUCACCAAUCUGGCAUCCCGCCGACUGUCCGUGAGCCCCUCCUGCACCUCGAGCACCUCCCACAGGAAUUAUUCCUUCCGCCGGGGGUCGGUCUGGUCCGUGCGUUCAGCUGUCAGCGCCGAAGAUGAGGAGCACACCACGGAACACACACCAAACCACCAUGUGCCACAGCCCCCACAGGCCGUGUUCCCUGCAUGCAUCUGUGCAGCAGUGCUGCCCAUUGUUCAUCUCAUGGAGGACGGUGAGGUGCGGGAGGACGGAGUAGCAGUGAGUGCUGUGGCCCAACAAGUCUUAUGGAAUUGUCUAAUUGAAGAUCCAUCAACUGUUCUUCGACAUUUUCUGGAAAAACUGACAAUCAGCAAUAGACAAGAUGAGUUAAUGUACAUGCUGCGCAAACUUCUCUUAAACAUUGGAGACUUUCCUGCUCAGACAUCUCAUAUCCUAUUCAACUACUUGGUGGGAUUGAUCAUGUACUUCGUGCGAACCCCUUGUGAAUGGGGGAUGGAUGCCAUUUCAGCCACUCUGACUUUCCUGUGGGAGGUGGUUGGGUACGUGGAGGGCCUUUUCUUCAAGGACCUCAAGCAGACAAUGAAGAAGGAGCAGUGUGAAGUAAAGCUCCUGGUGACUGCUUCAAUGCCAGGUACCAAAACGUUGGUAGUUCAUGGACAAAAUGAGUGCGACAUUCCAACCCAGUUACCAGUCCAUGAAGACACUCAGUUUGAAGCCCUGUUGAAGGAGUGUCUGGAGUUUUUCAACAUCCCCGAGUCCCAGUCCACACAUUAUUUCCUGAUGGAUAAGCGAUGGAAUCUUAUCCACUACAAUAAGACCUAUGUUCGAGAUAUUUAUCCCUUCCGGAGGUCAGUAUCUCCACAGCUGAACCUCGUACACAUGCGUCCAGAGAAGGGACAGGAGCUCAUUCAGAAACAGGUGUUCACUCGGAAGCUGGAGGAGGUGGGGCGGGUGUUGUUUCUCAUCUCCCUCACGCAGAAGAUCCCCACAGCCCACAAACAGUCCCACGUCUCCAUGCUUCAGGAAGACCUCCUCCGCCUGCCCUCAUUCCCUCGGAGUGCUAUAGAUGCCGAAUUCUCACUCUUCAGUGAUCCUCAAGCUGGGAAGGAACUGUUUGGCCUUGACACACUUCAGAAAAGCUUGUGGAUCCAGCUCCUGGAAGAGAUGUUCCUGGGCAUGCCAAGCGAAUUCCCCUGGGGAGAUGAAAUUAUGCUUUUCCUCAACGUUUUCAACGGCGCUCUGAUCCUUCACCCAGAAGACAGUGCCCUGCUCAGGCAGUACGCUGCCACCGUUAUCAACACUGCCGUGCACUUCAAUCACCUCUUCUCUCUCAGUGGCUACCAGUGGAUUCUCCCCACCAUGCUGCAGGUAUACUCUGACUAUGAAAGCAAUCCCCAGUUACGUCAAGCCAUCGAAUUUGCCUGCCACCAGUUCUACAUUCUACACCGCAAGCCCUUUGUGCUCCAGCUGUUUGCUAGUGUGGCUCCUCUCUUGGAGUUUCCUGAUGCUGCCAAUAAUGGGCCUAACAAAGGUGUGUCGGCUCAGUGCCUGUUUGACUUGCUACAGUCCCUGGAAGGAGAGACCACUGACAUAUUAGACAUCCUAGAGCUGGUCAAAGCUGAGAAGCCUCUCAAGUCAUUAGAUUUCUGCUAUGGAAAUGAAGAUCUGACCUUCUCUAUCAGUGAAGCCAUUAAGCUCUGUGUCACUGUGGUGGCGUAUGCUCCUGAAUCAUUCAGAAGUCUUCAGAUGCUGAUGGUCUUGGAAGCUUUAGUUCCAUGUUACCUACAAAAGCUAAAGAGGCAGACAUCACAGGUGGAGACAGUACCUGCUGCCCGAGAGGAGAUUGCUGCCACAGCUGCUCUAGCAACAUCCUUACAAGCACUUUUGUACAGUGUGGAAGUCCUCACCAGGCCCAUGACAGCCCCACAGAUGAGCAGGUGUGAUCAAGGUCACAAGGGGACCACCACGGCCAAUCAUACCAUGUCUUCUGGAGUGAACACCAGGUACCAGGAGCAAGGAGCCAAACUGCACUUUAUCAGGGAAAACCUUCAUUUAUUGGAGGAAGGUCAGGGUCUUCCUAGAGAGGAACUGGAUGAACGAAUUGCUCGGGAAGAGUUCAGAAGACCCCGGGAAUCCCUGCUGAAUAUUUGCACAGAAUUCUAUAAGCACUGUGGACCAAGGCUGAAGAUCUUGCAAAACCUGGCUGGGGAGCCACGGGUCACUGCACUGGAGCUGCUGGAUGUGAAGUCCCAUAUGAGGUUGGCAGAAAUUGCACAUUCCCUUCUGAAGUUGGCACCCUAUGACACCCAGACGAUGGAGAGCCGUGGGCUUCGGCGAUACAUCAUGGAGAUGCUACCCAUUACCGACUGGACAGCUGAGGCAGUGAGGCCAGCCCUUAUCCUCAUUCUAAAGAGAUUGGAUAGAAUGUUCAACAAAAUUCAUAAGAUGCCAACUUUGAGGCGACAGGUUGAGUGGGAGCCUGCCAGCAAUUUGAUUGAAGGGGUUUGUUUGACACUUCAGAGGCAGCCAAUCAUAUCCUUCCUGCCUCACCUUAGGUCACUGAUCAAUGUCUGUGUCAAUCUGGUGAUGGGAGUGGUAGGACCUUCCAGUGUUGCUGAUGGAUUACCCCUUCUUCAUCUCAGCCCUUAUCUCUCACCACCUCUGCCCUUCAGCACAGCUGUUGUCCGGCUUGUAGCAUUGCAGAUACAGGCACUAAAAGAAGAUUUUCCUUUAAGCCAUGUGAUCUCCCCAUUCACCAAUCAAGAGCGAAGGGAAGGGAUGCUUUUAAAUCUACUCAUCCCAUUUGUGCUCACAGUAGGAUCUGGAAGCAAAGAUAGCCCAUGGCUGGAGCAGCCUGAGGUACAGCUGCUGCUGCAGACGGUGAUUAAUGUGCUUCUGCCACCCCGGAUCAUCAGCACUUCUAGGAGCAAGAACUUCAUGUUGGAGAGCUCCCCUGCCCACUGCUCCACCCCUGGGGAUGCAGGAAAGGAUCUGCGCAGGGAAGGGCUGGCUGAGUCCACCAGCCAAGCAGCAUACCUGGCUCUGAAGGUGAUUCUCGUCUGCUUUGAGAGGCAGCUGGGAAGCCAGUGGUACUGGUUGAGCCUGCAGGUGAAGGAGAUGGCUCUGCGGAAGGUGGGCGGCCUGGCCCUGUGGGACUUCCUCGACUUCAUUGUGCGGACCCGGAUACCCAUUUUCGUGCUCUUGCGCCCUUUCAUCCAGUGCAAGCUUCUGGCCCAACCAGCAGAGAAUCAUGAAGAACUUUCUGCUCGGCAACACAUUGCUGACCAGCUGGAGCGGCGCUUCAUACCACGCCCUUUGUGCAAGAGUUCACUCAUUGCUGAGUUCAAUAGUGAACUAAAAAUUCUAAAAGAAGCGGUUCACAGUGGUUCAGCCUACCAAGGGAAGACAUCCAUCAGUACUGUGGGCACCUCCACCUCUGCUUACCGCCUGAGCCUGGCCACCAUGUCCCGCUCUAACACGGGCACGGGCACUGUCUGGGAGCAGGACAGCGAGCCAUCCCAGCAGGCUUCCCAGGAUACCCUGAGUCGGACUGACGAGGAGGAUGAAGAAAACGACUCUGUAAGCAUGCCCAGUGUGGUAAGUGAACAGGAAGCUUACCUCCUGAGUGCCACUGGAAGACGUCGAUUCUCUAGCCAUGUCUCCAGCAUGUCUGCACCUCAGGCUGAGGUGGGCAUGUUACCCAGCCAGAGUGAACCUAAUGUCCUCGAUGACUCCCAGGGCCUGGCCGCUGAGGGCAGCCUCUCUAGGGUGGCAAGUGUGCAGAGUGAACCUGGCCAGCAGAACCUUCUCAUUCAGCAGCCACUGGGGAGGAAGAGGGGUUUGAGGCAGCUAAGACGUCCCCUACUGUCACGGCAGAAGACUCAGACUGAACCCAAAAACAGACAUGGGGCUCGGCUGUCAACCACUCGCAGGAGUAUUCAACCUAAGACGAAGCCAUCUGUGGAUCAGAAACGAUCUGUUACCUUCAUUGAGUCUCAGCCAGAGCCAACCGCUGCCCCAACAGACACGCUUCCUGCCAUAGGUCAACCACAGGGCUGCAGCCCAGCCCUGAGCAGGAAACCAGAAGGAUUGGACAAACCAGUCCUCACGUCUUCCCCGGCCAUAGUUGUUGCGGAUCUCCACAGCUUAUCUCCCAAGAGUGAACCCCUCCCCACUGAAGAAGGAGAAAAGAAGGAGGACACAGAAGCACAAGGUGCUGCAGCACACAGCCCCCUCUCUCCUCAGCUUUCAGACCCUGAUGACUUCACAGGCCUUGAGACAUCCAGCCUCCUACAGCAUGGAGACACUGUGCUUCACAUCAGCGAGGAAAAUGGCAUGGAGAACCCCCUGUUGUCUAGCCAGUUCACUUUUACUCCUGAGCUGGGGGAGACAGAUGUAGUCCUAGAUGAGUCUCAUGUUUAGUUCUGUAUCUUGUUAGUAUUGAAGGUAUAGAGAAGACAGGGAGAGGAUCACUCUGUUGAAAGCUGAAUACUUUUGCUUUUAAUUAAAAAGAUUAAUUAUAAAACAGCACUUUACAUCCAAUGAGCGGCACAAAUCUGAGUAGAUUUUGCUGCUAAUAUACCUAGUAAUGUAGGUUUCAUAAACAUCUUGAAAAUCAAAGGCUAAAAGGAUUUAGUUGUGUAAAGACCAGAAAAACCAGGGAAGAAUAAGGGGAAAGAGCCAUUUCACUGUACUUUGUGAUUCAAGAAGCCUUGAGCAGUUAAAAGUCUAUACUAUUAGAGCACUGCUUUCACAGGAAUAUUAACAAAUAAUAUAUUCUAAGAAAAGAAUGCAAUUUUUUGAGGUUGCUCACAUUAUACAUCUCAUGCAAAUGUUUAUUUUUAUAGCUUCAAAAAUAUUAAAUCAGGUGGCUAUACAAGUAGUGAUUUACAUGAUAAUAAUCAAUAUAGAGAAUAUUAGUUUGGGGUGAAUAAAUAACAAAUAAGCCUGCAGCCAUUUUUGUUUUGGUCAACAAUGUAGCCAUUUAGAAGAAGAAAAAAUACUAUUUUUAGAGCUGUGGACUUUUCAAAAUUUAUUUUUCAACUGUCAUUUUCAGUGCACAUUUAAAUCAGAAUGCUGAUGCCAUAAGAUGAUUCCAUUUCAUAAUCACAUUAGAGAAUACUUGGAAAUUAUCAGUUAUAAUUCUGAAUUAAGAAUCUAAACAGCUAUAUAAUUCUAAAAUCUACAUGUAAAUAUAAUAGAUCAAAAGAGGUAGUAUUCCCACUUUUAGCCCUGACUACACCCAUGCCAAGAUUCGGAUUUAUUGGGAAAUGUGAUUACUUUCCCCUAUGGCAUCCCUGUGGUAUCCUGUGCCUGCCCGUCAGGGCAUAUUUUCAUACAUUAAAGUUAGUGUUGUUAGAAUUGGUUCAGUAAAAUAACUUUUUUCUCAAUAGUGAAAAUACUCUUAUGAUCCUUGGGACAUCUAUGUUUAUGAGGAAAAAUAUAUAAAGUUAGCCAUUUCUUCAUAGACACUCAGCUUGUACACUCAGCUUGUACAUUUUACAAAUAGGCUUUUAACUUGAAGUUCAAUUACUUUAAGAUAAAGUAUGAAAUUUGGAAAGCUUUGAGGCCAAUAUCUAGUGGAUUAUUAAAGGGCUGGGCAUCAAAGAAUACAAAAUAGAUUUUUGUAAUUUUAACAGUCUACAUUAUAAAAUUGUUACAUAACUACUGCACAUAAAAAAAUCCAUAUGCAUACCUAAAUUGGUAUGAUUGGGUGAGUGUGUGUAUUUUCUAGUCCUGAAGUAAAAGUUUAACAUAAACUUUUAUUACACUGAGAUUUAAAAUACAUUCUAUAUACGUAAAUGUUGACUAUGUUGACUGUGAAAUGUAUAUGUAUAUAAAGAGGAAACCUACUAAACCCACCUUAGUUAUAAAGAAAAAUUAUUUUUCUGUUAGACUUGCUUAUUAAAUAGGCACUGGUUAUAUCAUAAUUUACAGUUUCAAAUAUAAUUUGGGGUUAUGGUCCCAUUUAUUAGGAGAAUGAAAGCUAUCUGUGAGUUAAUGAUAAAAGAAUAAAUUUAAAAUCUCAAAAUUCAGAAAAAUUAAGGAGGUAAAUGGCCUCUUUUAUGUUUUAUAACAUUUUCACAUUAUUUACACUUAAUGCUGAAUUAAUUCUCAAGUGCAAAAGUAGACAUAUAAGUGGUUUUCUGAUUCUGAUAUAUUUUACCUGCUAAAAAUCAUGCUGCUCAAUUAGCAUUAGAGGCCUUAUGUUUGGUAAUUACAAUUGUCUGGGCUAUGUGAGUCUUUCUAUAUGUGUGUGCUUUGUUCCAGUUUCUUGACUUUUGACUCAAAUUCUCUAUGGUAUAUCAAAUAUUUAAAAAGUAAGGGGUCAUCCUAAAUAUCUUUUAUUUAUAUAUAUUUUAAAUGUAUUGAGCUGUUUUGAACAUGAUUUUGCUGGUCUUUCUGCCUUUUAGUCCAACUCUUUCACUCAAGUGUAUGGAAUUCUGUUAGAAACUUUUCAAUAAGCUAAAUCAUGUCAUACCUUGCAAAAAAAAGAAAAAAAAAAAAACCCUCCCAUUCUGGGAAACAGGGGCUUACAGAGUGGGAAUGUUUUCAUACUGGGACUACUGAGAUUUUUGACGAUGUGUGUAUCUGUUCCAUUGGAGGUGUCCUUAAAUGUGUUGAAUGUAAUGUGUUGAAUGUUUAAGUGUAAUGGCUAAAGUAUCUAUAUGUAUGUGCAUAAGACCCUCAUGAGAAGUAUUCUCAGGAAUACUGUCACCUGGAGUUUGAAGGAAUAACUAUUUUUUAAAAACAACAGUCGGGGAAGGUAAGAAAAAAGUUCAAGGUAAUUGACAAUCUUUUGUAUUGUUCAAAAUAUUAUUGACUACUUGACUAAAAGUUAAUUAUUACAUAUGAUAAAUACAGUAUGGUAAUAAUAGAUCAUUUCUUAAGCUAUGUUACUUACUGAUAUUUGUCUUAUUCAGAGGAAAAAAAAUAUAGGCACCCACUUCCCAUGUAUAAAAACUUGGACACAACAAAAAGGUUGCUUAUUCAGAAAAUAAGAUUUGAGAGACCCUGGAAUAAACAUGUAUUAUCCAUAACAGUGGGUAUAGAUACAUAAUAUGCAGAUUCAAUUUAACCGGUUCAAAUCCUGGAUACCGAAUUUUCUAUAGUAAUCAUUUUACUUUCAUUUUUCAGUAUUUGCUGCUUUCUAUAAUUCUAUUAGAUAAAGUAUUUGAUUUUUCAUAAAAGGAAAUUAGUUCUUGGGUGCAAGUCCCAAGACAUUAAGAACUACAGUGUCAAAGGCAUGAAUGGGCACAUGGUGUUGCUGGGGGUAGAGUCUGCAGUAUUGGUGAUCUGAUUAGGGUAUGUUGCACAGAUUGGGAGUAGCUGGUUUGCUACUUCAAGCCUCCAAGAAUAUCUUAGACAGAUUGACAUCUCCUCUUCUUUAGCAUCUGUUCCUUUAAGAAAGAACUUUCUCCACUCUGCUGCCCAGCUCUGAGAGUUUUUAAGAAAAUAGUGCAUACGUAGAGGUAGAGAACUAUAGGAAAGAAAGGGCCAAAAAUGAAUAGAAUGGCAGUCCAAAAUAUGAAUUAAAUAUCCUUCCUCAAGUUAUACACUUUAAUAGAGCACAGUCUCUGGAAUUGCUGCUAUCACAUCAAGUCAUGCUGUUGCCCUGUGACCUCACACUUCCAAUUCCAUGGCCUUGUGUCUUGCAGUGAGUAAAAUGCCCCACUUCCUCAUUUACUUUAGUGGGUCUCAACUGCAGCAUUUCAAAAGCAAACUUUGAUUUGACACUCAGGAGAAUAUAAAACAAGGGCAGGAUGUGUUUGGAAAAGUUUAAGACAAAUUUACUUAUAUUAUUUUAGGAUCAUUUAGGAUUACAGAUCUAUGUACCUCCAUAAUAUUUUUUAAUUGUCACUGUGACCACAGGAUGAAAGUCCUUUAUUAGCCAUUUUAUAGGUAAAACAAAGGAUUGACUACACAGCCAACUUCCCUCAGAUGACUAUGAAGUCUGUUGUGAAUAUUGAAUGACCAAAGAGCAUGGAAAAAUGCAUAUGAAUAAAUACUGAAAUGUUUAUGAAAGAUAUUUAUGAAAGAUAUUGACUUCUGUGUUUGAAUAUGCACAUAUAAUAAAAAGAAAUCUAAGAGCAUUUAAUAUGCCUGAGUUUUA